Exophiala bonariae is the source of this 879-nucleotide messenger RNA. RefSeq lists its product as uncharacterized. The coding region runs from base 1 to 879 and encodes 292 amino acids. Gene Ontology annotation, cellular component: mitochondrion. The record is from RefSeq and is a predicted model, not a curated record. NCBI's taxonomy places the organism in Eukaryota, Fungi, Ascomycota, Eurotiomycetes, Chaetothyriales, Herpotrichiellaceae. The transcript is spliced from 2 exons. Gene Ontology annotation, molecular function: protein-containing complex binding.
AUGGCUCAAGCAGCCAAACGGAAGCUUGUGGUUGCUGGUGGGAACGGGUUUUUGGGUUCCCGCAUCUGCAAAUCAGCCGUGGCUCGCGGGUGGGAUGUUACUUCAAUCAGCCGAUCAGGUGAACCGACAUGGUCAUACGUGACUUCGGAAAACAUGCCACCCUCAUGGUCAACUUCCGUUACAUGGGCCAAAGGCGACAUUCUGAAGCCAGCUUCCUACACCUCCUACCUCAAAGAUGCUGACGCCGUGGUGCACACCAUGGGAAUUCUCCUUGAAGCAGACUAUAAGGGCGUUGUCUCGGGGAAGGAAUCCAUAAUCUCCGGCCUGUCACGGGCAUUUAGUUCCACAAAAGCUGGCAGCGCAGCCGACCCACUGAACCGCGAGCCCGGCGCAGAUCUGGGUACAGGUGAAAGCGAUGGCCAGAUCACCUAUGAGCUUAUGAACCGGGAUAGUGCAAUCGCACUGGCGCAGGAGAGUCAGUGUCAGGAUGUGUCCACGUUCGUCUAUAUUUCCGCUGCGGCCGGUGCUCCCAUGCUCCCCACGAGAUACAUCACAACCAAGAGAGAGGCGGAAGGCACGAUCGCGAGUCAGUUGGUCAAACUGCGAUCAAUAUUUAUCCGGCCAGGCUUUCUCUACGACAACAGCAGGAAGUUCACCCUCCCAAUUGCGGCUUCCGGUAUGGUUGGCAGCACCGUCAACAGUCUAGUGGGCGGCAGUCUGACCAGGUUGUUUGGUGCGGCAGUAGAGAAGCCUUUGAAGGCGGAUCUUGUCGCGGAUGCGGUGGUCGAGGCCAUCGAAGACGAAGGCACAAGAGGCGUUGUCGAUACUAAGCUCAUUGAAGCAUUGGCGGCGAAGGCUUGGAGAAAAGGGAUGCUCUGA